Trichobilharzia regenti is the source of this 3186-nucleotide messenger RNA. The record is from the annotation of a GenBank genome assembly. Lineage: Eukaryota; Metazoa; Platyhelminthes; Trematoda; Strigeidida; Schistosomatidae.
AUGUAUCAAAGUCCUCUUGUAAGACAGAAAGUUCUCACUGAGAUUGAAGAAUGGAUCACUUAUGUUAAAGAAGUUGAAGAAGCACUAGCUAAGCUCAGUUUAAAGUCAGACAGUCUAGAUGAUCCAAAUUUUAAUGUAAUUACAUACAUUAAUGAGAGAUUUCCCAGUGAACAAUCACUGGCAAAUAUAGAUGAGGUAAUAUUAGAAGCAGAGAAGAAAAUUCGUGAAUUAGACAGUGAAACAAGAGACAUAUUACGUGACCGUUGGCAAACAGAGGAUAAGGGUCACGAAAUAGUUCAGGAGGCGAGAAAUAUGUUAAAAGUCCUAUUUUCAAGAAUACAGGAUGUCCAAGACCGAGCCACAAGAUCAGAGGAUAUGGUACAAGAGAUAACUAGAGAUAUACAACAGUUCGACCAAGCCAAACGUAACUUAACCGUUUCAAUAACUGCUCUAAAUAAUUUGAUACUUAUCGUCAACGCUAUCGACCGUCUCAACGAACUACUUGGUAUACAAAGCACAGUGAAUGAUUCAACACUUCCCGCAAAAAUUGGUGACGCUCAUAUCAAUUCUCAGAAUCCAUUUUCUGAAGUUGGUCCUGCUUUCAGGAAUGAAAACUGUUCACCUGAUCAAAUGAAAUCUCAGAAAAUUUCACCAUCUUUCUUAGCGGAAGUGUCUAAUUUACUGGCCCAAGUUCAACGUUUAUUGCAACCUAUGCUCACAGCCUAUGGUUCAGUUCCAUCUGUUGCGGGAUUAUCCAAAGAGCUGGACACUAUUCAUACAGUUCUAGCUGAUCGCUUGAUGAAGAAACUAAAGCUGUUACUUGCGGCAACUAAAACUGUUACGGACAACAAGGAAUUGAUUUUCUCUAUUUGCGAACUUGUUGAUCUCCUCCCUAAGAAUCUGCAUGUCAGUUCGAAUAUCUUGGACUGGUUCAUCUGCCAUCAUUUAACUGAAUACAAGGAGUUGUUUGAUCCAACUCAAACUGCUGCUUGGUUGGACAAGAUUGAUCAAAGAUAUAACUGGUUACGGACAAAUUUGGUCCCUUUGGAACGCUUAUUUACUUCAGUGUUUCCUCCUUCUUGGUUGGUGACUGAAAGAUUUGUUCUAGAGUUCUGCCAAAUUACACGGACUGGUUUGGAAACCGUGAUGAAGCGUCGUCAGUCGGAACUUACCCAUAAUUUAAUUGUCUUUGCAUUGCAACGCACUUUAUCUUUUGAAACCAGUUUAAACAAAACGUAUACAUCUGAUGCAAUUGAAGCUUUAAAAAGUAAAAUCGUAAAUUCUAAGAAUGUUGAACGUUCACUUAAUCCUUUUGAUGAUGACGAUGAUGAUGAUGGUGGUGUUGGUGAUAAUGACGAUGGUUCAGGCGAGGUGCAAUCCAAAGAGUCAAGAGAAGACAAAACCGACUUGCCGGUCACAGAUGAUUCUACUAAUUCUUGGAAAAUGCAAAUAUUUGAUGGAAUUAUUUCUAGCUGUUUUGACCAAUACUUUGAUCUGUAUUUGGUUCAUGUGGAUAAAGCAUUACGAGAGCAAAUGAUUAAUCGUUUAGUUGGUGAUUUCACUGUCAAUAAAUCAAGCUUAGAAAAUCAGGAUCUCGAAGAUGUUUUCAAAAAUGAUAAUCCUUUUGAUUGUGUACAAAAUAAACAGAAUUCUAAUGAUCCUGGUGCGAAUACUCUAUAUUCUGCUACUGAUCUCUUCCUAUUUUAUAAACAAAUAUUAAAACAAACACUGCAGUUAAAUCGUGGUCGUGGUCUGUUAGGUCUUGUUCGACUUUUACGACAAUAUCUAUCCGAAUACACUGUUCGUGUGCUUUUAGCUCAGAUUCCAGGUUUAGCGAUUAACAGCAACAAUGGAACUAGUACAGGUCUAUCUGCACCGGAUGUAGCAGCAAAAAUGGCUGCAUUUGGUUUAAGCAGUUUAUCAGCAUUGGGCCUUGGUCGUGGUCAAACAGGAAUCGGUGCUGCGCUGGAAAACAUUAAAACACAAAGCAAAAACACUUCUACACAAUCUGAGGUGAUUACUUCAUCAAGCAAUCAGGUGAUUUCUAAUUUACUUCGGGACGAUAUACAGGGAGUUCGACUGAAUAAAGACGAUGUGUACAGAGUAUGUGUUGUACUUGUUACUGCAGCAUUUUGUUUGAAGACUGUAGAAGAUUUGGAAAAACGCCUUAAAUAUGAGGUCAGACCGCCUAGUUGGGCGUCAAAAAUAUCAUUUACUUCUGAACUCGACGCUUUGGCUACAUGCAGGUCUGUUUGUGUUCACCGUUUAGUGGCAGACUUAGAGGCUGGAGUUGAACCGCAGUUGACAGCGAUGGCACGUUUGCCGUGGAACAGUUUUGUUCAAGUAGGAGAUCAAAGUGGAUAUGUAACAGCAAUUGUUAAUCAUCUGCGUACUCAAAUUCCUCUUAUACGAGAAACUUUGUAUACUGUCAGGCCAGCUUUUACGCAGAUAUGCAUAAAAUUUGCGGAUACACUAAUCACAAGGUUUGUGAAUUCUUUGUAUCGUUGUAAACCGGUUAAUACUUUUGGAGCUGAACAGCUUUUGCUGGAUACACAGUCAUUGAAAGCUUCUCUUCUUCAAGUACCUCUGUUUGGUGCCAAGUUCACUCAAGCACCUCCACGAAGUUUUACAAAUCUAGUUCAUGAAGGAAUGGGAAAGGCUGAGCGUAUUAUCAAGGCAGUUAUGCUACCAGUUGGUGUUGCCACAUCAGGAAAGCAGGAAUCAGUCAAUCCUCCAAGUGGUUUUGUUAUGGGUCCGAUAGACACGAAUGCAGCCAACGUAUUUCUAGCUAGUUAUGAACAACUGUUGCCUGAUUCAACUCAAACUGAUUUGCAAAAUGUUCUAGACAUGAAAGGUGUUAAAUCAAGUGAUCAGCAAUUAAUUUUGGACAUUUUUCGUAGUCGAAAUGAACUAAAAUCGACUAUGAAAGAAACCAGUGAAAUUGUGAUAUCCUCAUCUUCUGUUGAAAAUAAUACUGUCACUGCUGCUACUACUACUACUUCACUUGCUACUAACACGACUACUUCAACAUCAACCUAUAGCAGUAAUACUAUAGUAAAUCCCUCCGACUCUCCACACAAAAAGUCGGAGAUAGUUUCAUCGAGUCCGUUUGAAUCCUCCUUGUCAGCAGAGGAAAAACAAUUAACAACAGAUAAAAAAAGGAGACUAUUAAAUAAAAAGAAAUGA